Messenger RNA from Cheilinus undulatus (humphead wrasse), 1531 nucleotides. It is a transcript of the gene mocs3, whose product is annotated as molybdenum cofactor synthesis 3. Gene Ontology annotation, cellular component: cytoplasm; cytosol. The record is from RefSeq and is a predicted model, not a curated record. NCBI's taxonomy places the organism in Eukaryota, Metazoa, Chordata, Actinopteri, Labriformes, Labridae. Gene Ontology annotation, molecular function: thiosulfate-cyanide sulfurtransferase activity; adenylyltransferase activity; URM1 activating enzyme activity. The transcript has 13 exons. Gene Ontology annotation, biological process: tRNA wobble position uridine thiolation; protein urmylation. The coding region runs from base 108 to 1487 and encodes 459 amino acids.
UGUGUGGUGUGCUCAUGGACGCGAGUGAACAAGGCAGCGACUGAGUCGUGACUUCUGUUUUGAGUUACAUUUAUAAUAAAUGCACGUACAUCUACCUGGUGACAGUCAUGGCCCAGGACGUGCUCCGACUGAAAGAACAGCUAAAGGAGAAAGAGAAAGAGAUUUAUGCACUGAAGAAUAAACUGGCACAACUGGAAAAGAACCAUACCUCAGUAUUAGAACUGAAUGACAAAGUGACCCCCCUGACCCCCUUGAAAGCCAAAGCAGCCCUCAGCAAUGAGGAUAUAAUGCGGUACAGCAGACAGCUCCUCCUGCCUGAGCUGGGUGUACAAGGUCAGCUGAACUUAUCCAAGACUUCAGUACUGGUUGUUGGCUGUGGAGGACUGGGCUGCCCCCUGGCUCAAUAUCUUGCUGCUGCAGGAAUUGGGCGCCUGGGCCUGCUAGACUAUGAUGAGGUUGAGCUCAGUAACCUGCACAGACAGGUGCUUCAUGGAGAGGAGAACCAGUGUCAGGCUAAGGCUCUGUCAGCAGCCAGUGCAGUUAGAAGGUUGAACUCGACAGUUGAGUGUAUCCCGUAUCACCUGCAGCUCUCGCCAGAGAACGCCUUACAACUCAUUCAACAAUAUGAUAUUGUAGCUGACUGUUCAGACAAUGUCCCCACUCGCUAUCUGGUGAAUGAUGCCUGUGUGCUCAGUGGCAAACCUCUUGUGUCAGCAAGUGCCCUCAGAAUGGAGGGGCAGCUGACAGUAUAUAACUACCAUGGGGGCCCAUGCUACAGAUGCCUGUACCCUGUGCCCCCACCCCCAGAGACAGUUACAAACUGUUCUGAUGGAGGGGUGUUAGGAGUGGUUCCAGGCAUAAUGGGCUGUAUCCAAGCAUUGGAGGUCCUCAAGAUUGCCUCUGGACAAGGCUCUUCCUGUGGACAGCAGCUGAUGAUGUUUGACGCCCAAGAUACUAGAUUCAGGUCCAUCAAGUUGCGGCCCAAGCAAGCUGGCUGUGCUGUGUGUGGAGAGAACCCCAGUGUGACCCAGUUAAUGGACUAUGAGGCUUUCUGUGGGUCUGCUGCCACUGAUAAGUGCCGCAGACUCAACCUGCUCUCCAGAGAUCAGAGGAUCACUGUACAGGAUUAUAAAUCCAUAAUGGACAAUGCAGAACCCCAUCUCUUGUUGGAUGUGCGCCCUCCUGUGGAAGUGGAUAUAUGCCACUUACCUUUCUCUCUCAACAUUUCCCUUUCAAGUUUAGAGGAGAGAAAGAGUGAACAUAUUCAAUUACUUCAGGAGAAAAUCAGCCAAUUGAAACAGCAGAUGGCAGGUGACUGCCAGCCUCCAGUGUAUGUGAUCUGUAAGCUGGGCAACGACUCUCAGAAGGCAGUGCAGGUUUUGGAGAAGAUGAGCGGAUCAGAAGUGGACGGUGUCGCCGUUAAAGACAUCAUUGGAGGCCUUAUGGCCUGGGCAAAGAGAAUAGACACCACAUUUCCUCAGUAUUAAUGUAAUUUAAUUAUUUUUUAUGUUAAUAAACUUUUAAAUCUGUC